This is a messenger RNA of Didymodactylos carnosus, 588 nucleotides long. The record is from the annotation of a GenBank genome assembly. NCBI's taxonomy places the organism in Eukaryota, Metazoa, Rotifera, Eurotatoria, Philodinida, Philodinidae.
AUGCUGUUUAUAUAUGCUACAUUUAUAAUUGCGGUAUCGCUUGUAUAUGGACAAAAACCUUGUUGUGUACAAACGCAAUGGGAAGGUCAAUUAAGUAUGUCAACCGGUAUACAAGUAUCAGGAAUGGCAAUAGCUUCAUUUGCAUAUUACAAUUUUUCGUAUAAUUAUGAUAGUAAAUUGGUCGCACUUCGUGGUGUUACCAUCAGUACUGAUAAUGUUAAAACAAAUGUGCGAUUAAUACAAAAUUAUAAUGAAAAUAUUGAUUAUUAUAUUAAUUUGCACAAUAAUACUUGUUCAAAACAAAUGACAUCGAUAAAAUUAAUGCAAUGCAUUCCAGCACAUUAUGUUCAUUCAUUUAUGUAUGGUUACGGUGAUAAGGUAAUACCAGGUCACACAUGGUUUUUCCAAGCACCUCAGUACAACAUCUAUGCCACUGUCAGUGGUGAUGGAAAGUGUAUACCAUUUACUGAAACUGUUAUUAUGGGAACACCGAUGCCAAUGAUAAGCACAAUGACAUAUACCGAUUUCAUGCCUGGCAUCAAAGAUCCAAGUGUGUUCGUUAUUCCAGAUAUUUGUAAAAGACUAUAA